AUGACUGAUCAAACACCUUCACUGUGGAGCUUCGGAACAACAAAAACAUUUCAAAUUCCCAUUGAACAUCUGGAUUUCAAAUUUGUUGAAAACUGUUCAGAUGUUAAGCAUUUGGAAAAGAUUCUUAUUGUACUCAGGUCUUGUGAGGAAGGAUUUUACCCCGAACUUAUAGAAUGUUGUGAAAAACGCAUUGAAAGCCUAUGUCCCAAAAGUAGAGUCUUGCGAAAAGAGAAACCUGCAGCAACAGCAUCUAGUUUUACACAAGAAGAAUGGGAAAAAAUCGAUGGUGAUAUAAAGAGUUGGGUAUCGGAAAUAAAAAAGGAAGACUCUAAGAUGCAUUUUCACGAAAUUGACACAUUUCAGGAAUUUGAAGGCCACCUACCUCCAGUUCGUGGUACAAAUGACCAUCUUAAUACUGGCAAGGAGAAAGAUAAUAAAUCUAAAUCCUCUCAGAAGAAGAAUGUACCAAGAGAUUAUGCAGAGUGGGAUAAAUUUGAUGUGGAAAAAGAAUGUUCAAAGAUCGAUGAAGAUUAUAAAGAAAAUACUACAGCAAAUAUCAGAUCACAUUCACUUAAAAUUGAGAAGAAUAUUGGUACAGUAGGUCUCAGUGACAAAGAAAAAGACUUCUUAGCUACUCGGGAAAAAGAAAAAGGUAACGAAGCUUUCAGUUCAGGUGACUACGAGGAGGCUGUAAUGUAUUAUACUAGGAGCAUAUCGGUAUCGCCCACGGUGGCUGCAUAUAACAACAGAGCUCAAGCAGAAAUCAAACUAAAGAACUGGAAUAAUGCUCUUCAGGAUUGUGAAAAAGUGUUAGAGUUGGAACCUGAAAACUUAAAGGCUUUUAUGCGACGUGCUACUGCAUAUAAACAUCAAAACAAGUAUCAUGAAGCAAUAGAGGAUUUGAAGAAAGUGCUAAAUGUUGAACCAGACAAUGUUAUAGCAAAGAAAAUCUUGUCGGAAGUUGAAAAAGACCUGAACAAGUCUCAGCCUGAAUCUGCUCCCAAAACCAAGGGGAAGAGAAUGGUUAUUCAGGAAAUAGAGGAUUCAGAGGAUGAAGAUAGAAAAAGAAGUGGAGAACAUGAACAUGGCAAUGGAGGUGAGAAAACCGAUGUGCCCGUGGGAGGAGAGCAGAGAAGUGACCAGACUGAAAUGGGAAAUGUGCAGAAUAAGUUUACUGGCAAAGGCAAUAGGAAAAAGUCACGAGGAAAGGAGGCCCAGAAGUGCGGAGAGCGCACCUUGACUGGAGGCACCUCCGAGGGGCAGAACGUCAAGCCUUCACCCGAGCCCAGAGGCGAAGUCAAUGGCCAUCUCGGGAGAGACGGAACUGCGGGUGGGAGCCGUGGAGCCAAGGAGGUCUCCAGACCUGAACGGGCUCCCUCUCCUCGGCCCCUUCCCCCCGCCACUGCCGCAGACCUGAAAAACGAAGGAAAUGAGCUGUUCAAGAACGGGCAGUUUGGGGAGGCACUGCUUAAAUACUCACAGGCAGUGGAAAAAGUCCAGGGUUCAGGAAGUGAAAAUGCCGAUGAACUAAGUGUCUUAUACUCCAAUAGAGCAGCAUGUUACCUCAAGGAAGGCAAUUGCAGCCGCUGCGUUGAAGAUUGUAACAGGGCCCUGGAACUUCAUCCAUUUUCUAUAAAACCUCUCUUGAGACGAGCUGUAGCAUAUGAAACCAUGGAACAGUAUCGAAAAGCAUAUGUAGAUUAUAAAACAGUAUUGCAGAUAGACAACAGAAUACAGGCAGCAAAUGACAGCAUUAACAGAAUAACAAGAACUUUAAUAGAUCAAGAUGGCCCAACAUGGAGGGAAAAACUAUCACCAAUUCCAGCUGUUCCCUUUUCAGUUCAGUUACAUAGAUUAGAUGGAGGAAGUCCUGCAGUGCAGACGACGCAAAAUGGAACUACUGAGUCUGGACACCAUCAAAAAUCAGGUGAAAAACGUGAAGAGAUGUUUGCAGCUCUUAAGGAAGAAGGAAAUGAAUUUGUAAAGAAAGGGAAAUAUAAAGAAGCUCUUGACAAAUACAGUGAAUGUUUGGAAAUAAAUCCUGAUGAAUGUGUCAUAUACACAAACAGGGCUCUUUGUUACUUGAAGUUAUGCCAAUUUGAAGAGGCAAAACAGGACUGUGAUCGAGCUCUUGAGAUAGAAGAGGCUAAUGUUAAAGCUUUCUAUAGGAGAGGUCUUGCUCACAAAGGACUAAAGAAUUACCAGGAAAGUUUUAAUGAUCUCAACAAAGUACUCUUAAUAGACCCAAAUGUUUCUGAAGCAAAGAAAGAGCUGGAAGAGAUAACCAUAGUUCUUAAUAACAAGGAUGACAUAUCACUACACAGUCAAGAAAAAGAAAGAAGGAAAAUAAAAAUUGAAGAGGUGAUGGAGAGCAGUGAGGAACAGCCUGAAGGUGAUUCUCCAGAGAAUGUCUUGGUUACCUGCCAUGAUUUGGAGAAAGGACCAGCAAGCAGCAGGGCUCCAGCAAUGGGCUUGGAAAAACUCCACAUCUCAAAACCUACCAAUGCCUAUGAAUUUGGGCAGAUUCUAAAUGCCAUAAACAUGAGGAAGGAUGAAGAAGCCUGUGCAAAGCUCUUGGCCAUCACAGACCCAGAAGAUUUGCCAGCAUUGCUGAGUAACAAGCUGGAAGGAGACACUUUUCUCCUCCUCAUCCAGUCUCUAAAGAAUCACCUUCUUGACCAUGAUCCCGAAUUGGUCUAUCAGCAUCUUUUACAUCUAAGUAAAGCAGAAAGAUUUGUGAUGAUGUUGACACUGCUUAGCAGAGUACAAAAAGAACAGACCGAACAGCUGUUGGAGGCCCUUUCAGACAAAUCAAACCAUGCGUUUACUUCAGAGGACAUACAGAACUUGAAAAAACAUUAUGAGCUUUAAGCCAAGAUUAUUUUUUUUUUAAUUUCUCCAUCCAUGAAUGGGUCCUGGGAAUAGCUGUGGGCUGGGGCUAUAAACUGCCUGGUUGGAUGGAUAAAGUUGGGCUUUGAAAGGCACCCUCUUUGUCUGGACUAUUGAAGAUGUGCGAACGAUUGUGUACGCGCAUUCUACAAUCUGCUGCUCACCUUCUACCUGUAUAUAUUGUCUUCCCUAGAGACUUAACAUCUUUUUAUUUAAUUAGUUGACUUGAUAUUGAUUCAUUUCGAGUGUAUUUAAGUACAUUCACUUUUUAUAGUUUCCAUCUUUCCUUUGGUAAAACUGUUGAGCUAAAUUUGCAUUCUCUUCUACUCUGAAAAUGGGACCUUUUAAAGUAUAAUAGAAAUAAAUUUACUUAGUUGAUUUUUAAAAUUUAAUUCCAUGAAAAUCUGACUACUGUGUCAUGAAAGACACAACACCUAUUUUUAUACUGCUAAUGCAAAGAUGAAAUGGACACAGUUAAAGAAAUACAGGCUAUCCCAAAAGUCUUAGUGCAGCUAAAGUUUUAAUAUGCACUAACACUUUUGGGACAUCUUGUACUUCAUAGUACUUCAUACUAUGUACAUAGUACUUCAGUACUAUGAAGGUAUGUGGUUAUGAAAUAGGUGGCAUAUAUUUGGAUAAAGAUGAAAUGUGAAUUCUAGAUAAUCAGGCUUUUCAGGCUUCUCAAAGAAUUUUACUUACUGUUUCUCAAAGCAAUUAUGGGAAGCAAUAAUCUGCCUUUCUCAAAGGGUCUGCUGUUUACCAUUGCACAGGAUUUUUUUCCCAUUGGGGUUGUUGCACACAGUAAUUUCAACUGUCAUAGUAAUAGUUUCUUAUUUAUAUCUGACAGUAAUCAGUCUUAAUUAAAAUAUGAAUAUUAUGGAGAAGUCCUGUAGUUUUACUUAAGAGAUCUUAAAAAGCAGGGUGCUAUGUGCUUAUGAAAACAGAAACAAAAGAGUCAUUUUGCAAGAACCAUCUGGUCUUACUCUUUUCUUUGAAUUGUCUCAAAUAUUUUGCAUAUUUUUCAAACAGAUUUUACUACUUUUCACUUACAUUCCCCUUUUCUUUUUGUCUAUAAAUCCAACCAUAUUUACUUCCUCUGUGAAAUUGAAAGUAAAGACUUUGGUCUUAUGUACUGAAAGUUUCUCUCAGCUGUGCCCUAGGAUAAGAUACUUGGUACUGCAUUGUAUGUCUUCUGUCCCAUUUCCUCCCCUUUUUUGGUAGUUCUUUUUUCACUUGUCUAACUAGGAUAGAUGGUAAUAAGUAGUGGACUUCAAAAAAGCGAUGUUUCUGUAUUUGUGGGCCAUCCUGGAACCAAUGCAGACUGUAACCCCUCUUCAACUUAGACUGUCUGAUUGGCUGAAAAAUCUAUCUCCUGGUGGCCAGCCUUCAAAUGAUAAACCUCUGUCUCCAAAUGUAGCUUAGCUGGUCCUUAGAAAGUACACAGUGGAACCCCCAUACGUUGCCAUUCUGUAUUGAAGCUGUCCUAGCUUGGUAGAAUGUGCUGGAGACUUCAGUCCUUUGGGAUAAUCCUUGUGAUCCCAAGAUCCCAUUCCACACCAUAGAGAAGGGCUGUCCAUGAUGGAGUUAUAUUCAAAUAUGAUUUGGUUGUCUUUGAAAAGGUUGUCACUGUGUCCACAUAUGUAUCUUCUAGUAUUUUUUUAAAAACCAGAAUGAUAAAAAAGUUUAUAGAAAAAAUAAUAUUAUGCUGACUUUUUAACUCUUUUAACCUAGUCACUGUUCCUAGCUAUAGUUUUACUUAAGAAUUGCAUAAAUUAAAAAUGAAUUAUAAAAAGCAUUCUACCUCUAGCUUUUAACAAAGACAUUUCUUCCUUUGAAAUAUAAAAUGAAAUAGUAAAUUAUUGACUUAUUCAUAGAACUCAUUUAUUAAAAUGGGACCACAGCCACUCAAAUUUUGAAUAAUUUACUAUUUUUUUAUUUAGUAACUUAAAAAAAUUAUUUGUAAUACUGUAAUCAGAGAGCUGUACAAUGAAAGAAAAAGAAAAAUGCAUAUAAAUCAUACCAAAGAACCCAUCUUCUUUAGUGACUGUCAGUUAUGUCUGCUGCUUUCAGGGCUAGAAAACUGUAUUUCAUGUGAAAUGGUGGAUUAGAGUAAGGAUACAACUUAAAAUAUAAAAACAGCCUUGAAAAGCACCAAGAUACUUUUUUCUGGUUACCUUUUUAUUUUGUAAUUUGCAUUCAUUGAUGUGCUGCCUGAACAAUUCACUUAAAUUUGGCUGCUCUGUUUCCUAAUUUCUUUAGUCCUGGUGCAGACUUUGUAAUUUGUUUGGUCACGAGUCCAGAUUUUACAAGUUGGCUGGGAGCCCAAACAGAACUGUGGCAUGCAUAACAAUAAAAGGUUUUAUCUACGUGU
Molecule: messenger RNA, 5260 nt
Organism: Trichosurus vulpecula (common brushtail)
Lineage: Eukaryota; Metazoa; Chordata; Mammalia; Diprotodontia; Phalangeridae
Gene: SPAG1
Product: sperm associated antigen 1
Exons: 18
Coding region: 1-2871 (956 amino acids)
Biological process (GO): axonemal dynein complex assembly
Cellular component (GO): cytosol
Molecular function (GO): protein binding
Source: RefSeq, a predicted model, not a curated record